This is a messenger RNA of Carassius carassius (crucian carp), 2639 nucleotides long. RefSeq names its product stAR-related lipid transfer protein 3-like. The transcript is spliced from 15 exons. Gene Ontology annotation, molecular function: cholesterol binding; cholesterol transfer activity. The record is from RefSeq and is a predicted model, not a curated record. Gene Ontology annotation, cellular component: late endosome. NCBI's taxonomy places the organism in Eukaryota, Metazoa, Chordata, Actinopteri, Cypriniformes, Cyprinidae. The coding region runs from base 134 to 1477 and encodes 447 amino acids.
CUUGGCGCUGUAUGUGGAUCAGCUGACGGAUGUGACGUUUCUCACAUCAGGUCGUCAUCGCGGAAGUGUAGCUGCUGGCUGCUAGUGAGAAUUAUGCUCUGAUUCUGGGGAUGUGCUCCAGCUGAAUGUAGUUAUGCCGAGUGGCGUGGACUACAGCGAGUUGGAAGGGAGUCUUCCAGCCAUUGCUUCUUUGAAUGCCUCGUAUUCCCAAGCGUCUCUCUCCCUUCCCUCGCCUAAAUACCCCCUGCUGCCCCCCGGAGAGAGGAAAGCCUUCUCAGACGUACGCAGAACAUUCUGCCUCUUCGUCACAUUUGACCUCCUCUUCAUCGCUCUGCUCUGGAUCAUUGAAUUAAAUAUGGGUAAGGAUAUACGGAGCAGUCUUGAGAAUGAGGUUGUUAAAUACAACUUUAAUUCAUCUUUCUUUGAUAUCUUUCUUUUAGCUGUGUUUAGGUUUCUGUGUUUGCAGCUUGGUUAUGCUGCAUUUCGAUUGAGACACUGGUGGGUUAUCGCGAUCACUACUCUGGUGACCAGUGCCUUCCUCAUUGCCAAAGUUAUCUGGUCAGAUUUGUUCAGUCAGAAUGCUUUUGGCUACGUUCUUCCCAUCACCUCUUUUGUGGUGGCAUGGUUGGAAACCUGGUUCCUGGAUUUCAAAGUUCUCACACAGGAAGCGGAGGAUGAAAGAGUGUAUCUGGCAGCAGUUAAUGCCGCGUGUGAGCCGGCUCCUCUGAUCUUUCCUAGACCCAUGUCUGAUGGACAGUUUUACUCUCCGCCAGAGUCCCUGGCAGGUUCAGAUGAGGAGUUUGAUGAAGGUCUCAGCAGGAAAGAAUUAACAGAACAAGACAAGCAGUUUAUACGACAGGGACGGGAGGCCAUGGCAGUGGUGGAACAAAUAUUGACACAAGAGGAAAACUGGAAGUUUGAGAAGACUAAUGAGAUGGGCGAUGCAGUAUAUACACUUGAAAUCCCGUUCCACGGGAAAACAUUUAUUUUAAAGGCACUCUUGCAGUGUAAAGCAGAGGUGGUGAAUAAGGAGGUCAUUUUACAGCCGGAGAAGAUGGUGCAGUGGAACAGAACAGUGUCUGUUUGUCAGAUUUUACAGAGAGUGGAUGAAAACACAAUGGUGUCUUAUGAUGUUUCUGCAGGAGCCGCAGGAGGUGUCGUGUCUCCCAGGGACUUUGUGAACGUUCGUCGGGUGGAGUGCAGGCGAGACUGCUACAUCUCUGCAGGAAUGGCCACCAGUCACAGCAGCAAACCCCCUCACAGUCGCUACGUCAGAGGGGAAAAUGGUCCUGGUGGAUUUGUGGUGUUGAAAUCUAGCAGUAAUCCUUCAGUUUGCACCUUCAUCUGGGUCCUCAAUACAGACCUUAAGGGUCACCUGCCACGUUACCUCAUCCACCAGUCACUGGCCGCCACCAUGUUCGAGUUUAUGUCUCAUCUCAGGCAGCAUAUUAAUGAAGUCCACAUCCCACGUCGGUGAUCUCUGGCUUUGACUCUUUAUCCAGGCACAGUUUACAUUGUGAUAACUUUAUAUUUGACUGUGCCAUAUUCAUACUACAACUGUCAAGAGGAGAUACACCAUUGAGUUUGACUGGCGGGAGGUUGUCACUAGGAAAGUUUGGCUGCACUUUACACUGAAGUUUAAUUUUAUAUAAAUGUACUACUGCAGCGCUUGGACAUGAGGUCAUAACUCAUACUGUCAAACCCAACAAGAGCUGGAAACAUGCACAGGAAGUUAUCAGAGAGCAGCUUGUGCUGUAUAAGAGGUCAGGGGAAAAUUGAUUGUGCCUAAAACCACUGUUGUGCCCUUGUGAACAAAACUGAAGUCUAGGACUAUUUAUGUGCCAAAUAUGCUGUGGUUUCUCAUUCUGCUUUUACUUAUGCCUUUAUCAAACAUGCAAACACAUUCCUACUAAUUGUAAUUAUUGUUUUAGAUCUUAUUAUGGUUUGCAAUUGGCUCUUGUGGCCAAACAUUGCUGUAUUAGAUUAUUAAAAGUAAAUGCAUAAAUCUGUAGCAUAGAUCAGCAUCCUGCCAUGUAUAUGAUAAUUUGUCUAAUAAUGUAAAUGAUUAAGAGUUUGAUUAUACAGUUAUGUCUUAAAUCAACAUAUCCGGGCAACUACGGCCAGAGUAUUUGUAUAAAAUAUGCUGCAACACAACUUUUGUGCUUGAAUUUAUUCUAUAAAAACUGGUUCAGAGCAGCUCAAAAUCCAUAUGAAUAUAAUGGGCCUUUUUUUUAGAUGCAUGCUUUUAUUUCUAUCCUUUCUUUAUUGCAUGUCAGUUUGCUUUUCUCACAGAGCAUUACUGUCCAAGUUUGUUUGAUUAUACACUCAUGUUUACCAUAUUCAUACAGGGCAUAGAAAUGUAUAAACUGGAAACGAAGGCAUAGUCACUAGUUGUUUGAUAAGCAUCGUCUAAUAGAAAUGUGAAUGUGUCCUACAUUUAAUAGUUGGCUUAAAAAGCAAGCUUAAUGGUUUUAACAGAGAGGAAAAAAAAAAACACUUUUACAGGGUAUUGUGCUUCCUUUUAAGGGACACGGCACAUGUUGUAGUUGGUUGAUCAGUGCUAUCCUUAAUAAUGUUUUUAUAAUCUUUUUAAAAUCCUGUUCUGUACUUUGUUUUGCAGCCUUUCUUGGCUUGUACUU